CACCUUUCGAUACAACCAUUAUAUUUUUACCCAGAAAGUACAGACGCGGUAAAAUUCCCGGAACGUAAACAACGACAUCCUGUUUGCUCUUGCUAUAAAAAGUCGUUUCAAACUGUUGUGGAUCACUCGUCGACGUGUUGCACAGCUAUCAUUUAAUAUUACUUUCACAAAUUCUGACAUCUGACCAUGAGCCCAGUACUGAAGCUCUCUGUCAUCUGCGUGGUCCUUGCAGUGUCGGCACUGAUGUCGCAGACCGCGGAGGCUAACCCCAUUGGGGACUGCUAUGAAGCGUGGAGCCGUUGUUCUCAGUAAGAUCAAAUACAUUAUUUAGGCUCUUAUUUAUUAUGUGAAAUACUUUCUUUCUGGCACAAGCAUAUUCGUAUGAAGACUGGUCGGAUGUGGCCUUCCCUUUUCUUUCUUGGGGGGGGGGGGGGGGGGGCGUGACUUGGGGUCACUUUUGUAAUAUUGAAUGACUGCUUUUUCGGUCAACUGCAGAGUGUUUUUUUUUUGUUUUUUUUUGUUUUUUUUCGUUGAAGGGGGUGGCAAAAGGACUUGGGUCGCCUCGAGGUGGCACUGACCCUAGCUACGCCUCUGCACCUCUCUCAUUUAUCUGAAUAUUGUCUCUGCUCUUCACGCACCACGCGUUCCACGUUUUCUGUGUUACUGUAUCACUAUGCCAACCCUGUGUACAUUUGUAUAGGAUUUUCACAACUUCUUUAUCAACAAUUACAAUUUCGCUGCUCCCAUUCUAUCACUUUUAUGUUUUAUUGCAAUAUUUUUAUUUUAAAAGAAUUAAGUGUUUCGGGAAAUGUGGGGGUGGGUGGGGGUCGCGUAUUAUGAGUGCAAUCCUGUCAUUUUUAGGCCAUCUGCCAUUGUGUUGACCUCUUGUCUUUUUACUCGUGGUUUGUUACGUACGACAUACUAGAUCAGUGUGUUUAGAUUUAGACGGGAUCAGUGAGGCGUGAUACACUCGGGAUCAGUGGGGCGUGAUACAAAAGGGAUCAGUGGGGCGUGAUACACACGGAAUCAGUGGGGCAUUAUACACACGGAAUCAGUGGGGCAUGAUACACACGGAAUCAGUGGGGCAUUAUACACACGGAAUCAGUGGGGCGUGAUACACACGGAAUCAGUGGGGCGUGAUACACACGGAAUCAGUGGGGCGUGAUACACACGGAAUCAGUGGGGCGUGAUACACACGGGAUCACUGGGACGUGAUACAUUUGGGAUCAGUGGGUUGUGAUACAGAUGGUAUCAGUGGGUUGUGAUGUACACAUUAUCCACGGGUUGACGAACAACACAUCGCAUGCACUUUAAGCCCACUUAUCUAUAGGUAACAUUGCAUCUUACAUAACUUGACCGCUUUGCUUCACCAAAUACUUAAUCAUAACGAUUGAUUGACGUUUUUAUUUAUUCCACAGAUGGAGCAACUUUAUGAGUGGCAAAAGGUUUGGCUGGCUAACUUGUUCUCAAAAGUGUCAAGAAUUGGGACAUCAAACUGGGGUGUGUGUCUUGACCCCUUCUAACUGCCCCAUUGCCCGUGAAGCAUAUCAGUGCCAAUGUCAGGAUUAAGAGAUCUAAUACAUGGGAUCUGAAUCUAUCGUCGCAUUGUCGACACAAUUUUCACUAGUCAAGCUUUUUUUUUCCAAAUUAAAGGAAUAAAGAUUAUGUUUUUGGCUUU
Lymnaea stagnalis (great pond snail) is the source of this 1678-nucleotide messenger RNA. The record is from the annotation of a GenBank genome assembly. Lineage: Eukaryota; Metazoa; Mollusca; Gastropoda; Lymnaeidae.